UGCUGGGCGCAUUUUUUGAAGUCAAGCUGUCACUAGGAGCGAGCGCUCUCUCUGGGUCUAACGAUCACGGGUGACAGGAAGGGGCGACUCAUUAAACCACCUGUUCUGGACACUACUUCGAGCCCAGCAAGAGCAAGACACACCUGUCUCCUCACCUGUCAAGCGACCGAACUUCCGGACGUGCAGAGAAGCCCGCAGCUUCCCGGUUUCUUAAAGAAAUGGCACAGGUAAAGACAACGUUUUAGAAGACGGAAGAACUAAUUCACACAUUUGAGAAGGUGGUGGGCUGCCAGCUGGAUACCCUGCUGGCUGACCUGACCAAUCUGAUGACCUGGGUGCACUCCCAUGCCACCAUCUGCCCGCAGGUGCCGUGGCACGAGGGCGUGCUCCGGACAGAGGAGGUGGGCAAGUGCACGGUGAUAUGGAUGUGUGCAGCUGGGCAUGGCUACAACUGGCCCCUCGCCCUGGCCAGGUCUCCGAUAGCAGCCGGGGGGCACCGCGCCAGCCGGAAGAGGAAGCACCGGCAGUGGGAUUGGCACACCAGAUUCCGCAGGGAGCCCAGCGGGAACAGGGAGGGCGCCUCCGAGCUGAGCGGCCGCAGCCCUGCGACCCCCUCCCCGGAGAAGAACGACUCCAGCACCGAGGGCGAGCUCUUCAUCGAAGAGGAGGAAGAGCCCGGCGGUGGGGGCACCGCACUGGCCCAGCCUGGGAAGGUCGCAAAGGAAGAGCCCACAGACGGGCAGAACACAACUGCAUUCAACAUCGAGGUGAAAGAAGAAAAGGGGGCGUUCUGGGCGGAUUACGGCACCCCACUUCAAGAGCAGAAGACGGUCGUGAUCAAUAUGGCCAGAGAUGAGCUUCAAGCAGAAGAAACCCGUGAUUCGGAAAAAGCCAGGCUGCUCAGCCCUCUCAAUGCCCAGCCCUGGGGUGGCACAGUCACCCCUGUGAUGGAGACCAAGAGCGUCCCUGAUGUUGCGGCAGAGUAUAUCAUCAUCAGCUCUGAUACCAUAACUUCCUCACCCACGGCUCAUUCGGAGGCUGAAGACCUUCCAAAAGCAGACCAAACUGCCGAAGGCAAUUCGAGCAACAGCAGCGUUAUCCCCACAGCUGAACGGCCUGGUACAUCUGAGGAUUCUCCCUGUGCUAAGUUCAGCCUUUGUCCCGAUGACACAAACAAGGAGACAGCAAAAAGCCAAACUACAAAAAAGACUCCCAGAAGUGCGGAAGGUAAAAGCCGCGCUCGGCUGAUGGCCGACGUCAAGGUCUUUAAGGACUGGCUGCGGGCGCGGAGCCCCCAGGAGAUACGCCCCAUGGGUGCCCUCCCCCCCCAGGAGCUGGACGCCCUGCUGGCGGAGUUCUUCAGCACCCUGCGGCGAGCCAACGGGGCCGAAUUCAGCUCCGGCUCCCUGGUGUUCUACCACCGGGCCCUGGACCGCUACGUCCGGCAGGAGGGCUCCAGCUUGAGCCUGCUCAAGUCCCCCGAGUUCGCCGGCUCCCGGGAGGCGCUGCAGGCCCGCUUCCAGCAGCUGUGGUGGCGGGAGAAGGAGAGCGAGAUGGAGGUCCUGGAGGGCGUCAGCCAGGAGGAGGAAACGGAGCUGCGCCUGAUGGGGGUCCUGGGACGCUUCAGUCCCGGGAGCUUGCUCAACCUGGUCCUCCUCAACAACAUCCGCGCCUUCGGGCGGCGCCACCUGCGGGGCGAGUGGCCCGUCCGCUUCGGCAACUUCUGCCUGGUCAAGGAGAGCCGGACGAGCAACGGUGACGGCGGGGCGGUGGAGUACCUGGAGUGGCGGGACCCCAGCUCCUCCCCCCCUCGGCCCCUGUGCCUGCGCGCCCUGCUGGACAACCUGGACCGCUGCCCCGUGCAGGACUUCAAGGAGUACGCCCGCAAACGCCAGACGGGCUACAUCACUCCCAGCGACCCCUUCUAUGUUGCCUGCAGACCCCUGCAGAGCCACUGGGAUGACAUCUGGUUCGUCCGCAAAGCCCUGACCUGGGCGCGAAUCGAGAGGAUGGUGAAGGUCCUCAGCCAGCAGGUCCUGGCCAUCCGGAAGAGAAACGCCACUCAGUUUGCUCACACUUAGCGCCGAGGGGGGAGGAAAUGGAGCGCUCUAUGGUGACCACAACUUCAGAAUCUGACUUCCAUUAAAGAUAUUAAUCAGCCCCCCCCUCCCACCACCUUCUGCUCCCCCUGACAAAACAGGAAAUUCCACACAGAAAGAAUGUUUAAUGUUGAACUUGUUUCUCCUCCGCUAGCAGCCCUGGCGAGUCGGUAGUUGUCAUAUGGUAUUGUUUCGAAUGCAAAAAACUCUCCACCUCUUUCAGGGAUGUGCAGUUCGAUGCUUUGCAGUUCUAGCUUGCCAUAAGCAACUCAGUUCACGGCUCCUCUACCACGUCACUGUCCCAGUUGCCAAGACAGUUAUUACACCUUAAAUGCCACUCUGUGGCUGUUCCCCGUUCUCUUCUCUGUCCCCUCCCUUAAAUACCCAAGAGAUCUUAUCUGAAACCCUUUAUGUGUGUGUGUGUGGUGCGGUCAGCUUAAAAGUUGAAAGCAUGACUAUAUCUCCAAGAAUUCUGCUAUUUGUAGGAGUUACAUUAAAAAGCUAACUUUUAAUGGCCGGA
Molecule: messenger RNA, 2619 nt
Organism: Lepisosteus oculatus (spotted gar)
Lineage: Eukaryota; Metazoa; Chordata; Actinopteri; Semionotiformes; Lepisosteidae
Source: RefSeq, a predicted model, not a curated record